AUGCAAGUGGUGGGGAGGCUAGGCAGCUACAUUAGUCGGGGUGUAUCCACAGUGUCAGGGUCGGUUCGUCCACUUGGUGGCGCUGUAGAUAUUGUUUUAGUUGAACAGCAAGAUGGGAGCUUCAAAUCGUCGCCUUGGUACGUCCGAUUUGGGAAGUCCCAUGGCGUUUUAAGGACAGAAGAGAGGAUGAUCAGUAUUAAUGUCAAUGGAGAGGAAGCUAAUUUCCAUAUGUAUAUGGAUCAUAAAGGGCAAGCCUUCUUUCUGAGGGAGGUCGAAGCGGAAGAGGGAGAAUCUGCGUUCUAUCCAUUAUCUUCUGGGGAUGAGACAGAUAUUCCGGAUAAGCGGCAUUUGAAGUCCAGAAGUUUUUGUUUCGAAUCAGACAAAUCAAAUUAUAUUGAUCAGGGUGAUAUGAAAACAGGAAACAUGCUGGCCAGGACUACUUCUGACGGAUCAGUGACAAGUGGGCUUGUCAUUGGCGAUAAUGAUUUUCAGCGGGAGGUUCUCAAUGCUGAUAUAAUCGCUGCACGUUCAUUGGAGUGUGCUGAGAUUGCAGCCAACCUGUUGGAGGUAAAGUGGUCUACCAAUCUUGCUGGUCAUAAACCACCUCGAAAAGAUCGUGUACAAUUUCAAAAGAGAAAAUCUCAGCGUGAUAACAUGAACAAUUCUUCAAACGAACGCAGCUUAUAUGAUGAAGUUUGUUCCCUUAAUGCACGAGACGGCCUCUGUUCCAACCCUGAUCUUGAAGUUCCCGGGGGAUUUGAUGAGGAUAACGGUAUAUGCUCAUCAUCUUCCGGCACCACGGUUGAAGUUAGCUUUUCAAAGCAGAAAACUGAAGCGAUAACUGAACUACCAAUGAGUGGUGAUAUUGCAGAGGAUAGUGAACAAAACAGAAAAAUGAAGGAAGUUAUAACUGUUAGGACCGUCAUUGAUUUGGACGUCGCAGGUCCCCAACUUGAUGACAGCAUUGAAAACAAGCCGUUGAGUGGAGAAGAUGUUUCUGGUACAAGAAUAAUGCCGGGAUAUGGAAUUUCUGGGGAAGAGAUCCCAAGAAUAAUGCCCUGGGGAAGAGGAUGGAGUUCAGCCACUAGUUUACAGUGGAAUGUUACAAAAAAUGAGGAAGUCACCAAAAAUGCUGAUGUCAUGGUGCCUGUAACGAUGGUUUCUCAGACUUCUCAGCAAGCAAGUUGUACUCAUCCUAGUAUUAGCAAGUCUAUUGUGGUAGAUGUUGAAGACCAAACAGAACUGCUAAAAACUCAAACGAUCAAUCUGGAUAUUGGACUUUGUUCAGCCGAGAAGGAUGAAUCAAAUUCUGGCAGCACCCUGCGUAACCAAGCUUUAGAAAAGAAAGUUGUGAAGGUUGAAGAAGCUUCAAGCACACUGCCGCAUCCAAAGUCUUCUCGUGAUUGUGUAGACGAAGAUAAACUUUUUAACAGUUUUCAUUUAUCUCCAGAGAGUCAAACAGCUGAUCCUGAAAAGCCGAUAGUAACAUCGAGUCCUACUGACGUCCUUAAUAAUAAGGAUGGUGGAGACAAAAACAGCGAGCAGUCAAAAUCCUUGUCCGAUAGUUUUCAUUCUCUUAGUAAUGCUCUGGGUCAGCAUGAUGUAUGUCAUCCUUCAAUUCAUUCAAUGAACUCAGCAUGCAAUAUAUUGAAGCAGCCAUCAUUUGGGAAAGAUGAUGUGAAGUGUCUAAAACCAGAUGAACAAUUAUUAUCUGAGGAAUCAGGUGUCAAGGACAACAAUAAUCUGGGUGAUGUUAAGAGUACAACUAUAAAUCCUCCACUUGGUGUCUCAUCAGCACACAAACCGUCUCCCAGCGGGAACUGGAAGCUUUGGCCUUUCCCUUUCAGGACAUCAAGUUCUGAAAAGGCAAUGGUGCCUGCUGCUGAUGACAAAGAUACCAAUGCUUCGGUGAGUUCAAUCAACAAGGAUGCAGACAAAAAUGAGCUCAAACCCAAGAUUUUUAAAAAGAAUGUUAGGGCAAAGACACCAACAGCUGAACAGCUGGCAUCCUUGAAUCUAAAGGAAGGGAAGAACACUGUAACCUUCACUUUCUCUAUGGAUACGCUGGAGAAUGAACAGGUUGAUGCCCAAAUAUUUUUAUGGAAAUGGAACUGUCGUAUAGUGAUCUCAGAUGUGGAUGGGACAAUUACAAAGUCAGACGUUCUAGGUCAGGUCAUGCCGUUAGUGGGAGUAGACUGGUCACAAACAGGUGUUACACAUUUAUUCUCAGCUAUCAAGGAAAAUGGGUACAAAAUACUUUUUCUCAGUGCCCGAUCAAUUUCUCAGGCCUGUCAGACCAGACAAUUCCUGGUUAAUCUUAAGCAGGAUGGAAAAGUUUUGCCUGAUGGUCCUGUAGUUAUUUCUCCUGAUGGAAUUUUUCCCUCUCUUUAUCGAGAAGUUAUCAGAAGGGCCCCUCAUGAGUUUAAAAUUUCAUGCUUGGAGGAUAUCAAGGCACUCUUUCCUCCUGAUUGCAACCCAUUUUAUGCUGGCUUUGGAAAUAGAGAUACUGAUGAGAUCAGCUACCUCAAAGUUGGAAUUCCAAGAGGGAAAAUCUUCAUUAUUAAUCCAAAGGGAGAGAUUGUUGUGAACCGCCAACAUGACACGAAAUCUUAUACUUCGCUUCAUGCUCUCGUGAAUGGGAUGUUCCCUCCUACAAACACAUCUGAGCAGGAGGAUUUUAAUUCAUGGAAUUACUGGAAGCUACCUCCUCCUGUUUUAAAUAAUUGAAAGGGCCUUGGUAUUUCUUGCUUGAUUGUGUUGGUCGGAGUAUGGAUGGGUGAAGGUGCCACUUCAAGAAUUACUCGGGUGGUCUGUGUGGGAGCCCCAAGAUUCCCGUGCUGUACAUAACAUGUACCAGAUGGAUUGAUUUGUUAGAGCUCAAAGGCGAUUAAUGGAAGAUUUGUGAAGGAACACGAUAAUUUCAUCCCUCGCGGUUCAAAGUCGUCAUCUUCACUUGUUCAUGUUGUGAAGUCAGCACAAUUACUUGUGUGGGGGAACACUCUAACAGAUAAAUGAGCAAGAUCAGAGUUCGCUGGAAAUUCUUGGGCAUGAUCAAGUUUUAAAAUGCGGCAUUGCUUCUCACUAGUAGUUCCUGGUUAAACCCUAUUCAUUUGCUUGUCUAAAUCGUGCUUGUAUAUAAACUCGAGCGAGUCUCUUCUUCGGUUUUUCUUCUCCACUGCAUGUUCCAUUGUUCUAUCGAGUUAAAUAGUAUUGCAGUUUUGAUUGUUUGUAUAAUGGCUUGAAGCAGUUCUUGAAAUGAGA
Molecule: messenger RNA, 3261 nt
Organism: Neltuma alba
Lineage: Eukaryota; Viridiplantae; Streptophyta; Magnoliopsida; Fabales; Fabaceae
Product: phosphatidate phosphatase PAH2-like
Exons: 13
Coding region: 1-2727 (908 amino acids)
Biological process (GO): lipid metabolic process
Molecular function (GO): phosphatidate phosphatase activity
Source: RefSeq, a predicted model, not a curated record